Poecilia latipinna (sailfin molly) is the source of this 784-nucleotide messenger RNA. RefSeq lists its product as uncharacterized. The transcript is spliced from 4 exons. The record is from RefSeq and is a predicted model, not a curated record. The annotation marks the transcript as partial. NCBI's taxonomy places the organism in Eukaryota, Metazoa, Chordata, Actinopteri, Cyprinodontiformes, Poeciliidae.
CUCGUAAAGAAUAACCGGGCCGAAAUCGAAAGAGUUCCCUUCUAUUAGACCUAAAAUAAUAUAAAGUUGAUUGUUUUCUGCAUCGCAGCAGAAAUCAAGAGAACUUUCAAGAUGAACGACAGAACUAAGCGCUACAACCUGAGCGACUCUACAAUCCGAUUCACGGCUGAAGAGGAUCAGUUUGACUUUCUGUGUGAAGGUUUUGAUUCCCCGAGAGCCCGGAUGUCCUGCGGACAUGUGGUGACCCCGAUGUCUCUCACAAAGUGGUGCGAACAACUGCUCAAACAGGGAGAAGCCAGGUUUGUGUGCGGUCAGUCUGGCUGUGAUGCUGAAUGGUCUUAUCAAGAGGUUUGUAAAAUGGCCCUGCUGACCCCUGAAGAAAUGAAGAACUUUGAGACGACCAUGGCCCUGAAUGCUGCUGCCAGAGAUCCUAACACAAAGUUUUGUCCAGGCUGCAUGACUCCUGUGACCAGAGGGAGCAGCUCAAACCUCUAUGUCUGCUGCCAAGUGUGUUCAGCAAAGACCGGACGCAGCUUUGGGUUCUGCUGGCAGUGUCUGAGGGAGUGGAAAGGUCAACAGCCUCGAUCCGACCGCUGUGAAAACGACGACUGCCACAAUUCUGCCCUGAAGACGCUGAGAGAGUGUCCAGAAGUUAAAAUUCAGCUAACGGAAGGAGUCAAAGGCUGUCCGUCGGUCCGUGCCUGUCCCACCUGCGGCUCACUGAUCCAGCACACUGGGAUAGGAUGCACAGAAAUUUCAUGUCCCCGAUGUAAGAUGUCGUUUU